Molecule: messenger RNA, 2892 nt
Organism: Dracunculus medinensis (Guinea worm)
Lineage: Eukaryota; Metazoa; Nematoda; Chromadorea; Rhabditida; Dracunculidae
Source: the annotation of a GenBank genome assembly
AUGAUUGGAAAUGAUCGUUCGUUUCACGAUCCACCAUUAAAAACGGUUCUUCGUCUAAGCGAAAGAGACCUUGAAAAUACAAUUUUGUAUGGUAAUAGUCUUGUUCUUCGAUCCAAUCAACCUUCAUCAAGAAGUUUCACAAGAUAUAAUUUUGAUCAUAUUUUUUCACCCGAUAUCACACAGCAACAAGUUUGCUCGUUAUGUUUGCCUGAUUUGCUUCAGACUUAUUUCACUGGAUCAGAUGUUUGCUUAUUAUAUUUUGGAGCCGCUUCUAAAGAAAAAGAAAAACUUCUUUAUUCGGAACCAACUGAAUCACAACCAUCAGGAUCUACUUAUCCUGGCAUAUUUUAUUCAACAAUUUUGCUAAUUUUUCGAUUAAUAGCAGAAUUUCGAUCACGUCGACGAGAUUUUCAUCAUUCAGUUCGCAUUUCUGCACUAUAUUAUUCACAAAAAAGCAAUCAUUUAAGCGAUCUUCUUGCUCCAUUCUUUAAUGAAGUAACGCCAGAUGUGCAAAUCUUAGAGGAUUCAGCACUUGGUAUAAAAAUUGAAAAUCAUAAUGAAGUACGUAUCGAUAACGCUGAACAAGCAAUACAUUACCUUAAUGAAAUUAUUCGUUUUCGACUUUCAGGUGACGAAGAACAACGCUACGGUCAUCUCUUCGUUAAUGUCAAUCUAUAUAGUAGAGCAGCUAUUAAUGCAAUGCAGUGGAGUGUCCGGUACAAGACGAAUACAUCACAAAUAAUUGGUGGACGAUCUAGGCUAUGCCUUAUUGAUUUAGGUCUAGGUGAAAGGAAUUCGAAAGGCGAUAUGCAAACACUUACCAUGCCUGUAAUUACCAACUUAUUAGUGGCUUUGUUCCAAGGCCAACGUUAUCUUCCAAACAGACAGAGCCCAUUAUGUAUGCUAUUAAAAGAAGCCCUUGGGCACGUUCAGUCCAAGCCAACAAUCUUAUUUACAACAUUUUCUGAUCGAACGUAUGAAAAUGAAAAUAUUAUUCAAAUGAUGACAAAGAUUCAACGAGCGGCUAAACCAAGGAAAACAAUUAAAAUGGGUAGCGAUUCAUCUUCAACGGGAUCAGCAAGGAGACGAAUGAUCGUCGAUGGUGAAGCAAAUUCGAGUUCCGAACAAUCAUGUGCUGAAACAGUGAUUUUUUUGGGACCGUCAGUGCAAAUUGAAUCAUCACAUGAAAAAAAAGAAAAGCUAAAAAAUUCAGUUGAUCAUGAAAAGCGUCAAAUGAUUAUGGAAUGGAUUGAUAAUAGUAGCAGGAAUCAACUAAAAAAUAAUCAAAUCAAAGUAAGUGUACAAGUUCAAUGUAAUGAAGAAGAAAUCGACUAUGAAACUUUGAAUCAUUACUCAUUUCAACGUGAAUUACCCGAUAUAUUGGAAGAUGAUGAAGAAUGUUCACCAGCUUCACAAGAAAAUGAACAAAUGCUAAAUCCAUUUAAUGAUAGUCAAACUGUAAAUGCCUCUCAUGGCCAUUUGAGUAUUCUAAGCCUUGAUAAGAUGUCCAAUUCUGCUUCUACUAAGAGUUUACCUGAAAACAUAAUAGAUGAUGAUUUGGAGCGGGCAAUGGCUGCUAGUGUUAGUUCGAUUCGUUCGCAUGAAAUCCUCUCUAAAUUCAUAGUGGAAUCUCCUCCAGAGGGGAAUUCAAAUUCGAGCGAUUCGUUGGAUAUUUAUAGGCGAGCUAGUCUACUCGAACAAUAUAGUGAAGCAAAAGUUCGUGAACUUAAUGAAACAGAAAAAAAGAAAAAGAAAAAGCUUCCUUCACUUAUUUGUUGCGAGAAUGCUAUGAGCCAAAAUUGUAUAAUUCAAGUUUAUGCUAGGAAUCGAACAGAAACUACACAUAAAACGAAAUUAUCGAAAAAGAUAAUAAGUAAUAAUAACUCAUUACCACGGAAUUCUUCAAGUCAAUAUCGGUUAGCUGAACUCGCUGAUCAAAAAGAUAUUCAAUACGAUAAUAAAAAUACAAAUCGAGAUAAUAAUGAUACGAAAAAAGAUAAAAAAAAUAAGAAAUUAAACGAUCGACGAAAUUCAUUGGAAUCUGGAAAAAUUCACGAGUUCAAAUCUUCAUCGUGCUUUAUGAAAAAGGAAACUCAACGAGAUAGUGGUGCAUAUUCCUCGGGCCAUGGGAGUGAUGAAAAUGGUUCGAUAUAUAUACGUCCACAAUUAAGGCUCUUCUCAACGUCAAGUAAUAGAAAUCGAAAUCGUGAAAGUUUUUCGGCGAGUAGCGGUUAUGAAAGUGCCUCUGGUGAUAGCAAAAAUAAUCAUGAAAUGAAACGACCGAAAGAAAUCGACGAGGAUAAAUCUAUUAUCGAACGUAGAAUUAAAUCGAUGAUUACGCGACAAAAACAACUUAAAGAUGAGUUGAGAGAUUCCAAAAAGCUUCUCGGUUUAGUUGAUGAACCAUUUAUCACCGCAACUACCUCUUCACUUCAAGGAAUCACUCUUCUUGAAGCAUUAACUCAGGAGACAAAGAUUCUCGAGAAAAGAUUAACAGCAUGUAGGAAUCAUGCAAUGAUUAUUACUUUCGUAUCGAAUGCUGUGUCAACACGGUAUCGAGUGCUUAAAAAGUUCAUGUUAUGCAUGGAAGAAUAUUACGUGGAAAAUGUGAAAUCUGUUCCAAACCAGCUUGACAUCUCUUAUGGAGAAAAGCCACUCCAAAAACUUGACAUUUGGGGAGAUGAAGAAAAAAGCGAUCAUGUGGUGGCACUUUUCCAUGGAGGAUACUGGCAAGAAGGUGAUCGAAAACUUUUCACAAGCCUUGUUAAACCUUUGACAGAAACAAAUAUUACAGUUGUUUGCGUUGGUUAUGAAAUGGCACAAAAGAAUAUUUCUUUAACGACUUUAAUUAAUCAGGCAGUUCAAGCUAUUCGGUCAAAAUUCUUCCAAUAA